Messenger RNA from Solanum stenotomum, 850 nucleotides. RefSeq names its product MLP-like protein 28. The transcript is spliced from 2 exons. Lineage: Eukaryota; Viridiplantae; Streptophyta; Magnoliopsida; Solanales; Solanaceae. The coding region runs from base 52 to 504 and encodes 150 amino acids. Gene Ontology annotation, biological process: defense response. The record is from RefSeq and is a predicted model, not a curated record.
CAAAUUUCUUAUAGUGUCACUAUAUCUUUUUCUUUCCAAAUCUUUAGUAAAAUGGGUCUAAAGUCUGUGUUGUGUGGCAAGGUAGAAAUGAAGGCUAAUAAAGAUGUGUUUCAUGAUAUUUUUACAAAUAAACCACACCAUGUCUCUACUAUGUCCCCUUUGCAUGUACAAGGAUUUGAACUUCUUGAAGGUGACAUUGGAACGGUUGGAUCCAAAAUUUGUUGGAACUAUACCCUUGAUGGGGAAAAGAUGAUCUCCAAACAAAUACUUGAAACUAUAGAUCAUGAAAAAAAGGUGCUCACACUCAAAGAAUUUGAAGGAGAUGUAACAGAUAAAUAUGAUAGUUUUAAAGCAACUCUUCAUAUCGAAACAAAAGACGAAAUCGAUUUGGUUAGCUGGACAUUGGAGUAUGAAAGGCCAAAUGAGAAUGUCCCUGAACUUAUAAAUUUGCUGAACUUCGUUGUUGGUAUGACAAAAGCUAUUGAUGAUCACCAUGCCAAUUGAUGAAUUGAUAGGAUCUAUGUUGCUCAGACUGUUCAAAAAUGUCAUCAGGUGCGUAUCAAAUUCUUUAAAAAUAAUGCAUUUUUGAAGGAUCUGAUACAAAUAUGACAACAUUUUUGAAUAGUCCGAUCAACUUAGAAUGGGAUCAUAUAUAUGCAUGUGAGCUUUACAUAAAUAAACUUUGCUUUGUUGUUGUUUGAAAGUAUGGUAAAAAAAAACAAUCCUUGUUGGUUGUGUACUUUUUUUUUUUUUUUUAUAUGUUUGUUGUGUCUUUCUCAUGUAAGUGAUAUGUUGUCAACUAUGUUAACCUUUGUAUUGUGUAAUAAGACAUGGGUAUGAAGUUUAUAUA